CCGUCUCCCGCUCUCAUUGGCCGGCCGUCGCCCCGCGCUUUCCUUUACGACGGAUGACGGUCAUCGCGCGACCACCGUCUCGGUCGUCCGGCCACCAGUUGAGGCCAUCAAUUUACCCGUGUGGCCGGUCCCUCGUUCUCCAGAACCUCGAGUCGCUCCGGAGGACACCUAUACGUGCGGCCACCCGUUUAUACUCGAACGGUUGGCCGCCAUCGGUUGGUCACACUGUCCGCUCUUAUCAGCCAUGACGGUCGAGAGCUGCUGAUAACGCUCCGCGUCAGCUGCAGCUGCUAUAUAUGUAGCUGCUAGCUAGCGACCCGUACGACGGCCGCGGAAGACGGAAAUACGGAAUUCUCGACUGACCGAAUUACGGCGAGAGACCCGAUUCGAUCGUACGGUCAAUACUGUUAAUAAUAUUGUAAUUCUAUCGCUCUUCUGUUUUGGCCCGUCGUCUGUCCAAAUUUUUUCAAUCCGUCCUUACAAUCAUGUACAAGCUGAAUCCGGUGUUCCGUGUUCCUCUGGUGAUUGAGAAUACAUGCCGCAUGUACAAGCUCAAAGACUUACAACAGAUGUCAUUCGCCGAGGUACCAAAGAACGACAAGUCCGACAAGUUGCUGGACGAUCUAGAUGAAAUUCAAUUAUCCGAUCAAGAAAUUCAAGUACUCUUAGAGAAACAAAAUGAAAUUCUCAAAACGUUAGAACAACUUGAGCUUCGAUUAAAUAAAUUAGAUGUUAAAUUCCCUGAUAUAAAGGGAAGUGAACCCGUUACAGAAAAUCAAGAAUCUACUCAGUGUAAUGUUCAUAAAAAACAUGAAAGCAGUCCCAAGUCUGUCAUUAAUAAUGACAUAGAAAAUCUGAUAAAAAAUGAUACUGUAGUGUUUGCUGAUCCAGAAGAUCCACCUUAUUCUUUAUUGGCUUUACCGAUAUUAUGGCCAAAAAUUGCAUGGGAUAUUUCUUAUCAUGUGCAUUCAUCUAUAUCAAAAGAUUUGAAAACAUUAGGAACAAUUAAAGCAUUCAAAAAUGUGACUAGUAAAAACUCGAAGAGCAUUGUUAAAGUCUUUGUAAUAUGGAAACACGUUAAGCCUAGCCCUAAAGUGGUCAGAUCUCCAACAGAUUCGUCUAUCGGUGAAGUAUCAUUGAUACAGUCAUUUAAUCAAUAUCUACCACUGACUGCUGCUGAUCAAAUAAAAUCUAACAAGACUUUAGAUUUAAUAAAUGAAAUUGAGUAUUCAGCAAAUGAUCGGACUACAGAACUAUACCAUCUAAUCACGGAUUCAAAUACAAAAUUGGACAUUACAAAUAUAGCUAUAUGGUCUUUGUUGUACAAAAAAAGUGGACACCCACCAAAGAUAGAAAAAUGGCUAUCACAUUUUACAAAAAUUAUAAUUGUAUAAGAAAUUGUUUAUAAAAAAAUAAAAUAUUUAUGUACUUAAACA
Molecule: messenger RNA, 1436 nt
Organism: Aphis gossypii (cotton aphid)
Lineage: Eukaryota; Metazoa; Arthropoda; Insecta; Hemiptera; Aphididae
Exons: 4
Coding region: 486-1394 (302 amino acids)
Cellular component (GO): aminoacyl-tRNA synthetase multienzyme complex
Source: RefSeq, a predicted model, not a curated record